Molecule: messenger RNA, 2576 nt
Organism: Pocillopora meandrina
Lineage: Eukaryota; Metazoa; Cnidaria; Anthozoa; Scleractinia; Pocilloporidae
Source: the annotation of a GenBank genome assembly
AUGCUGAAGUUUAACAAGAUUGCUUGCAAAAAGUCACGCAGGAAUAUUCUGUCUAUGGUUGCAUUGGUGACUCUUUCUUUACUAAUACUAAACUGGUACCUUUCGGGGAGUGAGAUACAGUGGAAUUACAACAUUUAUUCGGAGAAUUUUACAAAUACAACAGAGUCACCUUCAAUUUGCUCAACGUUGUCUCUACAAUCCAAUGUCAAGGCCACAGAUCGUUUAUGUCAACCUCGCAAACCGAGGAAAGCUUCCUGUAUGUUUACUCAAGAACUUUACGCCAUAAAACCUGAACUAUUGGAAUGCAAAGAGAAAAGUGCUGGGGAUGUUUGCGAAAUGAAAAUCACCAAAACUAAGAAGGAAAGCAAGAUUUCCUUUACCUGCAGUCAAACGGUAUGUCGGGAAGGAAAAAGAGAUUCUUUCAAAGUUCUAAGUGUGGAUCCCGGAACCGGAUUGGCGACCAUUGUAAAUGAAUUUCACUCAGUGAAGACACUUGAAAGAGAACUACCGAACAUUGUAAGAAGAAAUACGCAAAAUAAAUUGAACUUUGUUUUUAUCGAAUGUACAAACCACCAAGGUAAAAGAGUGUCACAAUUCCUUGCCGUCGACCCCGAUUUCACCAUCGAGAAAACAGAAACUGUUAGAAAUAAAAAUCACAUCAACGUGGUCGUCCUCCUCCUAGAUUCUGUUUCUAGAGCUCACUUUUACCGAUCUUUACCUAGAACAAUCGCAACAUUUCAAAACUGGCGAGAAAACUCAGAUUCGGUUCCCGCAAAUGUCUUUGACUUUGAACUUUUCCAGGCUCUAGACGGUCACACUGCUGAAAACACGCAAGCACUCUUCACUGGAAAUGUCUUCCCGAUUGAAUUAAAAGGUACAACGCCGCCAGUUAAUACGUCUGCGAUGUUUGGGCAUUAUAAGAGAGCUGGGUACCAUACAAUGUAUCAAGAAGAUUUGUGUUGGGAAGGGAUCUGGGGACUAAUGGCUGAUCAUGGAGUAAGGCAAUGGAGUGACCUUCAAGACAAGAUGAAAAAUACCUUCAUAGAUCACACAGGUAAGUUUGGAUAAAGAUUAAUACAAUUUACACAAAUAAAUGUCAGUCAUGUAGUAUUCAUUGGUUCUCUUCGCGAGUUUCAAACCUUUUUUGGUGGGAGUGAUUAAAGGAACCGACUCGCUCAGUGAGAUACUUUGUUUUUUUCUGACAUGUGUUUUGCGAUGGUUUUGUUUAAGGCCUGACGCAUUCCAGUUGUAAAAUCCUUUCAUCAUUGGGAGUAACAACUCCCUUCUUUGGGCCUUAUGGGGACCAAAUCUGCUAUAAUGGAAAGUUUCAACACUCUUACUUUCUCCGUUACACAACUGACACACUUCACGCUAUCGGCAAGUCACGUGACGCUCGCCCACUUUUCUCUCACACUUCACUCAACGUCGCCCACGAUCACAAAGGUAUCCGCACGCAAACCCUGGAUAUCAGUUUGGAGAAUUACGUGAGGGCCAUGGCGAACGAGCAGAACACUUUAACAGUCAUUCUGGCGGAUCAUGGAAACACAUAUACGGGAUAUAGUUCAGAAUUUUUGGAGGGGCGCUUUGAGAUAUACCAUCCGUCCCUAUUCAUCAUUGUUCCUGACAGAGUAGCGGCGCUCUUAGGGACGAAAGCAAUGUCCGCUCUAGGAGAGAACCAACGGAGGCUUGUCACCAUGAUAGAGUUACACCAUUCUCUAAUGGUGUUGGUCAACCCCCUAUCCGGAAAUGUUAAGCCAAAGGGGUUGUUUACACCCAUCGCUAUGAACCGUACGUGUGAUGAUCUGGAACUAACGCUGCCAAACUUGUGCGUGUGUAAGGGUUGGGAUGCACCAGCAGAUAAUGACACUUCACGUAUUCCUAUCGCUGAGUUCGCGAUGGGUCAGUUGAACAAUCGCUUGGAAAAUCAAAUACAGAACAUUUAUGAACGAUCCUGUCAAAGAUUGCAACCGUUAUGGUUUGAAAAUAUCCGAGAAAGAAACUCGAAAAAAGACGGAUCUCUGAUCACUUCGAUGGAUAUUCGAGUUAAAGCAGGAGAUGUUGUUCCUCAGAGGGAAGACGUGUUUCACGUGGUAGUAAUGACAAGGGAAAUGUUAGGAGAAAAUUCUUUACAAAUGACCUUAGUCUCUUUUGACCGUCUGACUUUAUUUUUAACAUACGCAGAGUGCGCCGAUAAUGGUGUUGACCUUAAAUUGUGUGUGUGCUCACGAAAAGGAACACAUAAAAAGUCAAUAGUGACGUUUUCGUCAGAACACUGGGUGCAUUUUGGACAACGCCCAGUUGUUAGAAAACUUAAUAAUACAAAUUGUUUAUGGUUGAUUACAUGGCCUUUUGCUAAAAACACAUCGAACACGUAUGAAGUAGCCAACUUGUGUCCUAGUCAGACUUAUCGAGUUAAGAUAUACGUGAAGAAAGUUUCUUACAUAAAAUUUUCUUGUGAGCUUCCUGUAACAUUAAUUGUUGCACCUGGUAAUGUACUGUUUGCAUUUUCAGUUCGAAAGCACAUCAGUUAUUGGAAUACCCACAUAGAGGUUAAUACUGAGGUUGAAAAGAAAUAA